AUGCUUCGCGAAAUCUUGUACGCCUUCACUGGCUUAGCCCUGUUGGCUUAUGCCGCAGAUUUCUAUUACAACGCUGGAGAUGAUCCAAAUGAGCCGGUCCGGAUACGUUCGAGAUUUCCCCUUAUCGGACAUGUCCUGGGAUUGAUGAAUCAAGGGCCAACCUAUUACAGAAAGACAAGCAAUUCAACCGAAGCCGAGAUCUAUACCCUAGGAUGUUUCAACUUCAAGGUAUACAUCAGUGCGUCCAGCCGGCUUCUACCAUUCAUCCAGAAGCAAUCCAGAGCUCUGUCUUUCCGACCUUUCCUCCAGCUCGUUGCGCGAAAGUAUGGUGAUGCUUCUCCUGCGACUUACGAGAUUUUUGGAGGCAGUCUGCCCGAUGACCUAAGCCAGUCGGUGAAAAUGAGCUUGGCUCCAGGCCGCCAUCUUGAUGAACUGAGCCUUCGAAUGGGCAAGAGAGUCUUAAUAGACAUUGAUGAAUUGCUUUCAGCCAAGGCAGCAGUACCGUUGUUGUCUUGGGCUAGACAUGCUGUUGUGCAAGCAACAAGUUGUGCCGUCUAUGGAGAGAAGCACCCUUUUCUCAACCAGGAAAUAGAGAACUCUUAUUGGAAAUGGAUGACAUAUCUUACUGCCCACUUGGUUGGCUGGCUCGAUGUGACGAAGAAAGGUUAUGCGGCAAGAGAAAAGGUGUUUCAGUCAUACAUCAGGUACUGCAAAACGCUCCCCCAGGAGAGCUCUCAUCUUAUGAAAGAGCAUCAACGUGUUCUGGGAGAGGCCGGGGUAUCUAGUACGGACAAGGCUAAGCAAGCCGCCAUUUUCACCAUUGCCUCCUUCAGUAACUCAGCGCCAACUUUGUAUUGGACCUUGUGGGAACUCUUCUCACGACAAGAAAUUCUCGAAGAGGUCAGAGGAGAGCUUACAGAACAUGCAGUUAUCGAGUCGGAGGACGGAGACUUCGUGCUUGACGUCGCCGCCCUCAAGUCUCAGUGCCCCCUCCUCCUCUCGGUGUUCCAAGAAACUCAGAGAACCCGCCACGUCAAUCCAAGUUUUCGCAAAGUCUUGACAGACACGCUUUUGGACGACAAAUACCUCUUGAAGGAGGGUAAUUACCUCCAAGUACCCGGAAAUGUCAUCCACAACGAAACUGGCAUUUGGGGCCCGACAGCUUUGCAAUUCGACCCAUAUCGCUUCAUACCCAAGAAGGGAGGCGAGCGAGAUAUUUCCACUGCCAGUGGCUUUGUCCCAUGGGGUGCUGCGCCGUACCUAUGUCCGGCGAGACAAUUUGCCGCAACCGAGAUUCUCAUUAUAGCUGCGCUGCUUGCCAUGAGGGCCGAUAUAUCACCUAUGAAUGGAUCUUGGGACAAGAAUCCAGCUGUCAAUUAUGCGGAUCUUGCUACCCUUUCGCCGCCUAUAAAGGAUGUCGGCAUGCGUGUACGAGUUCGAGAAGGGUGGGCUGGCAAGUGGACAGUGCAGAUGGGCGAAAGUCGAAGCCGUGUGCCUCUCGCCUCCGGGUAG
Molecule: messenger RNA, 1512 nt
Organism: Colletotrichum abscissum
Lineage: Eukaryota; Fungi; Ascomycota; Sordariomycetes; Glomerellales; Glomerellaceae
Exons: 3
Coding region: 1-1512 (503 amino acids)
Molecular function (GO): monooxygenase activity; heme binding; iron ion binding
Source: RefSeq, a predicted model, not a curated record